UUUCUUUGUAGAUUUCCAGGCCACCCAGUUAGUGUCCCGAAACGUCGUUCAAGACAUGUCCAUGUACGAGACGAAGAGCAGAGUAAAUUAAUAUUAGUUAAUAGCCUUUGGCCGAGUCUCACGCGAACCGUGAAUUUUUUUUUUUUUUUUUUUUAAUAGUUCUUCUGACUUUGUUUCGAAGGAGCCCCAUUUCCUCAAAACGAUCCAACUUGCGUGGUAAGCAAGAUUGUCCGCCCUGGUACUCGAUGAAGAUGUCUCGAGGUCAGCAUCACAUAUUCCUGCUCCUGCCUGUGGCUGCGAUAAUAUGUCUGGCUUACUGGGUACAGGGGUCCUCUGCACGAUUAUGCACGAUCCAAAGAAGUCGUACAGUGCAGUCGUGUAGAGAAGUGGUGGAACAAUACCAGGAGGCGUACUACACAGUCUGUUGGAAUUGGGAUUUCUCUUGCACACUAUAUCGGGUAAAAUACCGAAAGGUACCACGGUGUACAUCGGUGUCGCAAAACUACACGGCUCACCAGUGCUGUGAUGGCUAUGUUGCACAGGGCGGCAACAGCAGUGUAUGUGUUCCUGCUGCAACAGAUAACCAUGGCGAGAGUCAAAACGGAACGGACGAUGGAGGGAGUGGUGACGUGAGUAGUGAAAAAAAAGAAUGUAGGAAAGUCUGCCACAAUGGCGGGUCGUGCUCAUCACCCAACAAAUGCACAUGUGCCACUGGCUGGAAAGGAAAAAAGUGCCAGACAUCUGUGUGCAGCAGCCCAUGUUUGAAUGGUGGGAGGUGUACUGCACCGUCUACAUGCAGUUGUGAAGCAGGGUACACAGGGUCUACGUGUGGUGAUGCUAUAUGCAGCAGCCCGUGCUUGAAUGGUGGGAGAUGUACUGCACCGUCUACAUGCAGUUGUGCAGCAGGGUACACUGGAUCUACGUGUGGUGAUGCUGUGUGCACCAGCCCAUGUUUGAAUGGUGGGAGGUGUACUGCACCGUCUACAUGCAGUUGUGCAGCAGGGUACACUGGAUCUACGUGUGGUGAUGCUGUGUGCACCAGCCCGUGCUUGAAUGGUGGGAGGUGUACUGCACCGUCUACAUGCAGUUGUGCAGCAGGGUACACUGGGUCUACAUGUGGUGAUGCUGUGUGCACCAGCCCGUGCUUGAAUGGUGGGAGGUGUACUGCACCGUCUACAUGCAGUUGUACAGCAGGGUACAUUGGAUCUACGUGUGGUGAUGCUGUGUGCACCAGCCCGUGCUUGAAUGGUGGGAGGUGUACUGCACCGUCUACAUGCAGUUGUGCAGCAGGGUACACCGGGUCUACGUGUGGUGAUGAUAUUGAUGAAUGCGUUACUGGUGCUGCAGGUUGUGAACACGGUUGUCAGAAUACUUUUGGCCGAUACACCUGUGGCUGUAGAAGGGGAUAUAUGCUGAUGAAUGAUAAUCACACGUGUGCAGACAUUCCCGAGUGUUCCCGUGACAACGGCGGUUGUGAGCACCAGUGCAUCGAGGAGCUGGGCUCAUACCGAUGCCAGUGCAAUGCCGGGUAUGCCGCCGAUCGCUACAACUCCACUCGGUGCCAUGAUAUUGACGAAUGCAAUCCGGAUCGCAAUCAUUUGAUCGCAGAGUCGUCAGUGCCUGCGCGAUCCCCGUGCGAGCACCGCUGUCGGAAUCGUGAAGGUACCUACCGCUGUCGCUGCUCAGCACUAUUCAAGUUACGGGAUGACAAACACAAAUGUGAAAGAUGCAUCACAUGCAAGACUUUCGCUGAGCUCAAAGAAACAGUUGACCGACUACUGCUCGAGGUGUCUGUAUUGAAACAGGAAGUCUCUCACCUACGACCUGACUCACCCAGUGCUCCACCAUCCAAUUGAGAUGUUCGAUAUUACCCAUGCCCGCCUGAGACACUGGAUAUAUAGCAGGCAGAGGCGGAAGGACAUUGCCAAUGAGUUGGCUUACGCGGAGCACAAUCCCUAAAACACCCUAGAUGCAGUUCACAGAGUUUGCGUUAGCUCGAUUUCGUCAAGCAGUCACAGGUUACAAAUGCAAUCUCUCACAUCCAUGAUCCACCUUAUAUUAAGAGUCACACUUCAUCUCUAACCAAUCCCAUUAGCCGAAAUUUGUCCGUAAUUCCUCCUUUUACCAAUUUGGCACUUCUCCCGUAGAGCAAUUCUAAGUAUCCUGAUGCAUGUUGUAUGUCAGGUCCACUUCCUAAGUAACAUUUACCUCGACGCUUCCAGUACUACACACGUUGCUUGUAUGUGCACUUCUCACACCUUCCCUAGCGCCUAGGGCUCUAUUUUGUCACAAGCUGGCGUCUGUUCUAACUAUGUAUUUUAUUCUCUGCAUGUAGAAUCAGACCUUACCGAUCCCAUCAUCCCAUCUCCCUUCACAGCGUGUAGCCGUAGAUCUACAGCGUGAGGACACAGCCUGUUGGGGCGGGGAGCAGUGUAACAAGACCAAGCCACGGGUGUGUGUUCGUGAUCACCCGUAGCCCAAUUGGCAGUGCACUCUCCGGAGAAAACAGGGGUGCUGGGUUAGAAUCCCGCUCGUGGGUCCUUCUUUUGCGAAAAUCAGAGCUUGAAAACCCGCUACUUUCAAAACGAAUAUUGUGGCUAAUUAUCCCUGUGGCAGGACUCUUCUGCAGGCCCAGAAGUCAGGUUGACUUUUGGACCAUUUCUGGUACGCCACUGUAUAAGUAACUUACUUUCAAAUUCUCGUUCAAAUUCUUAUUAUUUUCUUCUCAUUGUUUUACAAAGUCGAUCUACAACACAAUUUGUGACAAAGGAACCCUAUUGGCAAAUUUGAGCGAAAUCGGACAGAUCAACUUGUACACAUACACUGUUAGGAGA
Molecule: messenger RNA, 2834 nt
Organism: Sycon ciliatum
Lineage: Eukaryota; Metazoa; Porifera; Calcarea; Leucosolenida; Sycettidae
Product: fibropellin-1-like
Exons: 18
Coding region: 246-1856 (536 amino acids)
Molecular function (GO): calcium ion binding; protein binding
Source: RefSeq, a predicted model, not a curated record